ACGACGCACAGCGAAGGCCCACCAAUGAGCACCACCGCCAAACCCAACUUCUACGUUUGUACAUAGAAAAUUCGUAUCCUCUUUCACUGAGAUGAGAUCUGUCUUUCACUUCAGUCUCUGGCGAUAACAGUCUCAGAAGUAGUGGCAGUUUAGAGACCGAAGAAGCUGAAUCCUGAAUAAAACUCUUUCCAAUUUUUUGUAAUAAUGAGAAGGCAAGGGCAUCAUAGGCACCACGCGAAGCAAGGAGGGGUGAGGGGAAUGGUGGGGAGGUUAUCUAUCGCGGUGUUGGUGCUCCUGAUCUGCACAGUUUCGCUGAUGUUUUCUUCCUCCAGCAGUGGAACUAGUCGAUCCGGAAAUCGCUCGGAGAUCAAGGUAGAAGAACUUUGGAGAAGUGCUGAUGCUGGUGGCUGGAGGCCAUCCUCUGCUCCACGAUCUGACUGGCCCCCUCCUCCAGCUCGAAGUGAGAGUAAUGGCUUUCUGCGUGUUCGCUGUAAUGGUGGUCUGAACCAGCAACGUAGUGCGAUUUGUAAUGCAGUUCUUGCUGCACGAAUCAUGAAUGCUACACUAGUUCUACCUGAGUUGGAUGCAAACUCCUUUUGGCAUGAUGAGAGCGGUUUCUAUGGUAUCUAUGAUGUUGAACAUUUUAUCAAGACGUUGAGGUUUGACGUGCGGAUUGUUGAACACAUACCAGAAAUUCACAAAAAGGGAAGAAUUAAAAAGAUUAAAGCUUUUCAGUUACGUCCUCCUAGAGAUGCUCCUAUCAAUUGGUAUACUACAGUUGCUCUGGAGAAGAUGAAGGAACAUGGUGCUAUUUAUCUCACUCCCUUUUCGCACCGAUUGGCUGAAGAAAUUGACAAUUCUGAGUAUCAAAGAUUGAGGUGUAGAGUUAACUAUCAUGCUCUAAGAUUCAAGCCACAUAUUAUGAAGUUAAGUCAAUCGAUAGUUGAUAAGCUCCGCUCAGAAGGUCACUUCAUGUCCAUACAUCUUCGUUUUGAGAUGGAUAUGCUGGCAUUUGCUGGGUGCUUAGAUAUAUUUACGCCUCAAGAGCAAGCAAUUUUGAAGAAGUACCGAAAGGAAAAUUUUGCGCCAAAAGUACUCAAUUAUGACGAAAGGAGGGCCAUUGGAAAAUGCCCAUUAACUCCAGAAGAGGUUGGUCUGAUUCUACACGCAAUGGGGUUUGAUAAUUCUACCAGAAUAUACCUGGCUGCUGGUGAGCUUUUUGGUGGGAAUCGAUUCAUGGAACCAUUUCGGACACUUUUCCCUCGUCUUGAGAACCACAGUUCUGUGGAACAUACAGAUGAGCUAGUUGAGAACGCCAGGGGACUGGCAGGGUCGGCUGUUGAUUACAUGGUUUGUCUUUUGUCUGACAUUUUUAUGCCAACAUAUGAUGGCCCAAGCAACUUUGCAAACAAUCUCCUUGGACACCGCCUUUACUAUGGCUUCCGCACUACAAUCAGACCUGACAGGAAAGGUCUUGCCCCUAUCUUCAUUGAUCGGGAGAAUGGACGAAAGGCAGGUUUUGACGAAGCUGUUAGGCGAGUCAUGCUCAAAACAAACUUUGGUGGACCCCACAAGCGGGUGUCACCAGAGUCCUUCUAUACAAAUUCUUGGCCUGAAUGUUUCUGUCAAUCUUCACCACAGAAUCCUGCUGACAAAUGUCCACCUGAUGAUGUUGUGCAAGUUUUAAGCAGCCAUUUGGAGAGUGAAGAUACUGAUGACUUCAAGUCAUUGACAACCUCGUUAAAUUCGACAAUACCGGGGGCGGAAAGAUGAGAAAAUUUGACCCAAACUUCUAGCUGGUGGUUAGCCUAACUCGGUAAUGAACCCCCACAUGCAUCAAAUUGAAAAGCAAGAGAUUUUCUCAACCAUAUUACGCGGUAAUUUUAUACCUGUAAAAUGUCUUUUCUUAGCACCUGAGUGAUUCUGCCAACAUUCUUGAAUGCUAAACUUGCAGAUUUUCAAA
This is a messenger RNA of Juglans microcarpa x Juglans regia, 1963 nucleotides long. Its product is annotated as O-fucosyltransferase 1. The coding region runs from base 205 to 1773 and encodes 522 amino acids. The transcript has 9 exons. Lineage: Eukaryota; Viridiplantae; Streptophyta; Magnoliopsida; Fagales; Juglandaceae. The record is from RefSeq and is a predicted model, not a curated record. Gene Ontology annotation, cellular component: endosome; trans-Golgi network; cytoplasm.